Dinoponera quadriceps is the source of this 561-nucleotide messenger RNA. Its product is annotated as elongation of very long chain fatty acids protein AAEL008004-like. Gene Ontology annotation, biological process: fatty acid elongation, saturated fatty acid; sphingolipid biosynthetic process; fatty acid elongation, monounsaturated fatty acid. The transcript is spliced from 3 exons. Gene Ontology annotation, molecular function: fatty acid elongase activity. The record is from RefSeq and is a predicted model, not a curated record. NCBI's taxonomy places the organism in Eukaryota, Metazoa, Arthropoda, Insecta, Hymenoptera, Formicidae. The annotation marks the transcript as partial. Gene Ontology annotation, cellular component: endoplasmic reticulum membrane.
AUGAGCCUUAUAUUUACACAGGCAUUAUAUCUAGCGUGGUGGAAAGAUUACAGUUUUCAAUGCGAACCUGUCGAUUUUUCAUAUACACCAAAAGCUUUCCAGGUGGCCAGAGUAUGUUGGUACUAUUUUCUGCUUAAGAUUUUUGAUUGGCUGGACACUAUCUUCUUUGUACUUAGAAAGAAGCAAAGUCAUGUAAGUUUCCUUCACGUGUAUCACCACUGUGGUAUGGUAGUAUUUUCUUGGAUUGGCGUUAAAUAUUAUCCAAGUGGUCAUGGUACUUUUUUUGGAUUAAUCAACACAUUCGUCCACGCAAUAAUGUACACAUAUUAUUUACUGUCAUCUAUGAAAAUAAACAUGAUAUCGUGGAAAAAGCAUAUCACUCAGCUACAGAUGAUUCAGUUCGUCAUAAUAGCAUGUCACAUGAGCCAAAUAUUCUGGACGGAUUGUGAAUAUCCGCGAUGGAUAGCGGUGACGUGUAUAACGCAAUCUGUCAUCUUCCUUGUAUUAUUUGCGGAUUUUUAUUACUAUGCCUACGUUAAGCCAACGAAUUCAGCAACGUCA